AUGCAACGAAACGAUGGUAGUGACUCACGGUUUGACGGUCGCGCGUUCGCGAACACGACGCGGGGACUACGGGGGGAACACGGCAGGUGCUUGCUACUGCCGGUUGCUGAUACUGGCUGCUACUCCGCUACCACCACCUUCAACGAGCUGGCCAGUCAGCUGGGUAACUCGGCAAGGCAGACGGAUGUUUCCAGCAGAUUAUUGAUCGGAACAGAUACUUCCACUGACAAUAAUGCAACCGACAAUGGGAAGUCCUCAGCGAUGGCGUCCGUCCAAAUUCUUUUCGGAUUCUCUAAUCUCUUGCUUCCUGCGAGAUUUGUCCCUGCGUAA
Molecule: messenger RNA, 330 nt
Organism: Mycetomoellerius zeteki
Lineage: Eukaryota; Metazoa; Arthropoda; Insecta; Hymenoptera; Formicidae
Exons: 1
Coding region: 1-330 (109 amino acids)
Source: RefSeq, a predicted model, not a curated record